Paramecium octaurelia is the source of this 559-nucleotide messenger RNA. The record is from the annotation of a GenBank genome assembly. NCBI's taxonomy places the organism in Eukaryota, Ciliophora, Oligohymenophorea, Peniculida, Parameciidae.
UAACAGCAUAUUAUAAACAUGGAGUUGUGAUUACAGAGAGUAGAAAAAUAGCAGUCAAUUACUUUUAUGGGAAUUUCUUUUUUGAUCUUACAGCAGUAAACCUUUAUUAUAAAGAGCUAGCUUAUAAUCUCAAUUACUAGUUUAUCUCUAUUCACUUCUAAAUUUAGAUUCAUCUUUCUAAUGUUCUACUUUAAAUUACCUUCAUUUUUAAGAUUUGAUGAUCAAUUAAAUGAAAUGGUAUUACUGUAUCGAAGAACGAGAGUAUUUUAUGAAGCAGGAAAACGAGUCAUUUUUAUGUUUGUUGCUUUCAAUGUGUUUUUGUGCAUCUUUUAUAUGAUUGGAUUAUAUAGUGUAGCAUCUAAUUAUAAUUCAUGGCUAACGAAUUCUGGCAAUUUUGGUAUUAUUUUGGAUCGACCCUUGCAUGAAAUAUACUUUUUUGGUUUUUAUUUUUCUUUAGGAACAGUCUCAACUACCAUGGGUUAUGGAGAUAUUGUAAAUAUUUAUUUGAAUGAUUAGUCUCCUAUGAAUAUUAUAGAGUGUUCUUGGUGACUUUUGGGAG